Colletotrichum lupini is the source of this 1263-nucleotide messenger RNA. RefSeq lists its product as uncharacterized. The transcript has 14 exons. NCBI's taxonomy places the organism in Eukaryota, Fungi, Ascomycota, Sordariomycetes, Glomerellales, Glomerellaceae. The coding region runs from base 1 to 1263 and encodes 420 amino acids. The record is from RefSeq and is a predicted model, not a curated record.
AUGGAAAACCUGGAGCUUGAAGACGACGGGGGAGGCCAUAGGGCUUCAAACCACUCACGCGGCGCUCUUGGUGGAGAGGUCACUCGAGAGUCUGCGGACGCAGGUGCAGACUGCAGAGAAACCCAGCGAAUGGGCCGGCGUGGUGCCGUGGGCGGCGGGGGUUUAAGGAAGUGGGCAAAGUGGAUUAUGAGGUAUCCAAAGACUGCAGCUAUCUUCCAUGGGGGAGAUAUCCUGCUCGCGGUUCAGGAGGCUGGUGGUGGCCCUGUUGUGCCGUUAUUCCAAGGCGACGGGAAGGCCGGAAAUAACAUGGCGCGUUCUUUUCUCUGCCGAUGCUAUGGGUGGGAGUUGCCGUCGUAUUGGACCAAGGCAGCAUUAUGUUUGCCUUGCAUAGAGGUCUCCAUAGAUGAUGACAAGCUCGGAGGAAAGAUCGUGAGAUGCCCUGAUCUUGAUGAGCAGCAACGAGGCAGAGAGAAGAUUGGGAGAGGCAUUGCAGAUGGUGAUUCAUCCUGGCCAGUGCCAACCCCAUUGGCCAUCUCGCAGAUGCAGACACCUCCUGUGCUCCUUCCUGCCUUCACACCGCCCCGUGCUUCCGCGGAAAGAAGGCGAGACAGAGCACCUGCCUUGUCCAACUUUGAGUGGUCCCGGUGGUUGACGAUUGAGAAAGCCAAAAUGCAACUUGGGAUGAAGAAGGUGCGAGUGCGUUUCGUGCUACCUAAGAUCUUUCCGCCGCCCUUCACCAAUGCGGCCGGUUACUGGCGACGCAUCCGGUCUAUCUUCUCCGGCUACCGAAGCUUUGAUCCAGCUUCGCGGAGCUGGCUGCCGCUGGGCUUGACACUGAGACCCCCCAACCCAAAUGACCCUGCCAUGUGUCUGUGCUCCGCCGUUCUCGUUGCUUCUUCUAACCAUUCUGCGCAUGCAGAAUCCGAGACGGCUCUUUCGACACCCAUCCCUCCGAGAGACACGGGGUCAUGGAAGUGGCAGCAACGCGGCCUCAUUGCUGUAUCAUCAUUAGACAUCAUCGACGUCGUCGGUCACGGCAUUUCUUCCCAUGAGCAACUCCAUCAAGCAUAUCCAGGCGCGUUGGAUCCUUUCCUUUGCACCCCUGGCCCCGGUUCGCCUUUACGUCCCCUCACUCCUCUAGCCAGUCUUCUGUCCGGCCCUAAACCAAAGGCAACGCCGCAACAACAACGUCCCCUGCCCUUCCCAGCCCAGAAAGACGAGGACACACGCACAUCUCAAGGCUCAACCCCUACCGCACGGUAA